Messenger RNA from Eublepharis macularius, 2037 nucleotides. Its product is annotated as zinc finger protein 436-like. NCBI's taxonomy places the organism in Eukaryota, Metazoa, Chordata, Lepidosauria, Squamata, Eublepharidae. Gene Ontology annotation, molecular function: RNA polymerase II cis-regulatory region sequence-specific DNA binding; DNA-binding transcription factor activity, RNA polymerase II-specific. The coding region runs from base 77 to 1984 and encodes 635 amino acids. The transcript has 5 exons. Gene Ontology annotation, biological process: regulation of transcription by RNA polymerase II. The record is from RefSeq and is a predicted model, not a curated record.
UGCAGGGCGCGAGGAAGGAGGCGGACUGGGGAAAGCCUGCAAGGCACCAUUACUGAGGGAUCCUUCAGAGGCAAAAAUGGAGAAGGAAGAUGCUACGAGAGCUAAAUUGGAGAGAGAAUCAGACCGGAGAGGAAAAUUCCCUCAUAUUUUCCAGGUUGAGAGUAUUAAGGAAUUUCUUCAAAGGAGACCAGAAGAUCCCAAGAAUCAGCAAGGUGGAGAGGGUUCUCUUUCCCUUGUGCAGUGGGAAGCCCAGUGGCAGGAAUUCCUCAGGACAGUGGAAAACCCUCACUCAAGAUGGGGAAUCCCACAUUUGCCAGAGAAACCUUCACCCUGGAAGGAUACCAAGGCCUUUCUGGCCUCCUUUGAGCAAGUGGCCGAAGCCUGUCAGUGGGCCAAGGAGGAGUGGAUGACACGACUCCUGCCAGCCCUCAGCGGUGAAGCCAAGAAGGCCUUUAACAGUCUGGAUAUCACAGACAGAGAGGAUUAUGGGAAGGUGAAGGCAGCCAUCUUGCGAGGGGAUGCCCUGAGCCGGGAGAAGCAACGUCAACAGUUCAGGUGUUUCUGCUACCAGGAGGCUGAGGGGCCACGAGGGGCAUAUAUCCAACUGCAGGAAACCUGUCGUGGGUGGCUGAGAGUAGAGAAUCACAGCAAGGAGCAAAUCCUGGAGCUCUUGAUUUUGGAGCAGCUGCUGACUGUCCUGCCCCCAGAGAUCCAGAGGUGGGUGAGGGAAAAUGGCCCUGAGAGCUGCUCCCAGGCAGUGGCUCUAGCCGAGGAGUUCCUCUUAAGGCAGGAGAAACAGGCGACAGCAGGGAUCGUCUCUGAGUCAGGCUGGACUCCGUCUGAGUACAAGCAGAGGCAGCUCUUAAUGAACAUCAAAGAAGAGGAGAAUGGAGAGGCCAGCCCUCUGGCAGGAUUUGUAAAUGUUGGGGACUUCCAGGUUUUCUCAUUGGAAAAAGCCAAGAAUGAAGAGGCUGACGAAAACUUCUGGGAUCCAGGCAGACCAGAUAAUCCCAGUCCUUGCCAAGGAGGGGGCUUGCGCAAAAUCCCAAUCCAAGAAAGAUCAACCAAUAACAGAGGGGGAAAAGGCCUCAGUGCUCACAAGAGAAUCUGCUCCUGGGAAAAAGAAAACAAAAGUGUGACUGUUGGGAAGAGCCCCAUACAGAUCUCAAAUAUUAUAUCUCAGGAGCAAGUUCCCUCAGGAGAUAAACCGUAUAAUUGCUUGGAGUGUGGAAAGAGCUUCAGACGGAGAAUGGCCCUUGCAUCACAUUCAAGAAUUCACUCUGGGGAUGAUCAGGAGAUUGAGGAUGAUGAAGAACUGGAUCGCUUAUCACCAGAUGAAGCCAGGUGUGCGGAGUGGAAAAGAAGCUAUACUAAUCGAGGUGGACCCAAGAAACAGAAAGGAAGCCACAUGAUUGAGAAGAGGGAUAAACCCCUUUCUUGUGAAGGAGAGGAUUUCCGUGAAGUAAUUUACAUGGCAAAGGAAGCAUACAAGUGCUUGGAAUGUGGAAAGGACUUCUCAGAUAAAACCCAAUAUAAUUUUCAUUUGCAAAAGCACAAUAGAAAGAAAACCCAUAAAUGCUUGGUUUGUGGAAAGAGUUUCAGGUACAGAGGCGAGCUUGUUGGACAUCACAGAGUGCACACAGGAGAAAAACCGUAUAGUUGCUCAGUCUGUGGGAAGAGCUUCCCACAUAAAACAAAUCUUUCGCAUCACCAAAAAAUGCAUUCACAAGAGAAACCAUAUAAAUGUUCAGAGUGCGGAAAGAUUUUCAGUUGGAAGAACAAUCUUCAACAGCAUCAAAGAAUCCACACAGGGGAGAAACCUUUUGAAUGCGCAGAGUGUGGAAAGAGAUUUGGUUGCAGAUCCCACCUUCAACGACAUCAAAUAAUUCACAUCAGAAGAAAUCAUUUAGGUGUUCAACCUAUGUCAGGACCUUCUCUCAUAUUUCAUGGCCAAAAUGUAACUUCAGACUCCAUUCCACAAUGAAAGUACAAAAUAUUUAGGUCAGCAAUGGAAUGUCCUGAGAGAUUAAAAUGUUC